AUGACAGAUACAAAAGACACGACAGAUAGGACAGAAACGACAGGUACGACAUACACAACAGGUAUGGAAGAUAUGACAAACACGUCAGAUACGACACAUCAGUCACAACUGAUGCGACAGAUACGACAAACACGACGGAUAAAACAAAAACGAAGUAUACGACAACACGACGGAUAUUUAUUAUACGACGAAUACGACAAAUGUAACAAAUGCGACAGAUACGAAAAAUACGACAAAUCCGACCAACACGACAGAUGCGACCGACAGGACAGAUGCGACAAAUACGACAAAUCCGACCGACACGACAAAUACGACAAAUCCGACCGACACGACAAAUACGACAAAUCCGACCGACACGACAAAUACGACAUAUGCGACAAACAAAUACGACAGAUCCGAAAAAUACGACAGAUGCGACAAAACCGACAAUUCCGACCGACACGACAGAUACGACAAAUACGUCAGAUGCGACAGACAAAUACGACAGAUGCGACAAGUAUGACAAAUCCGACAAAUACGACAGAUGCGGCCGACACGACACAUACGACAAAUACGACAAAUGCGAUAGAUACGACAAAUAAGACAGAUGCGACAAAUCCGACCAACACGACAGAUGCGACCAUCACGACAUAUACGACAGAUGCGACAAAUACGACCGACACGACAGAUGCGACAAAAACGACAAUUCCGACCGACAUGACAGGUACGACAAAUACGACAAAUACGACAGAUGCGACAGACAAAUACGACAGAUGCGACAAAUAUGACAAAUACGACAGAUUCGACCGAUACGACAAAUGCGACGGAUACGACAAAUACAACCGACACGACAGAUGCGACCGACACGACAUAUACGACAGAUGCGACAAAUACUACAAGUACGACCGACACGACAGAUGCGACCGACACGACAUAUACGACAGCUGCGACAAAUACGACAAGUACGACACACACGACAAAUACGACCGACACGACAAAUACGACCGAUACGACAAAUACGACAAAUGCGACGGAUACGACGAAUACAACCGACACGACAGAUGCGACCGACACGACAUAUACGACAGAUGCGACAAAUACGACAAGUACGACCGACACGACAGAUGCGACAUUUACGACAAUUCCGACCGACACGACAGGACAGAUGCGACAAAUACGACAAAUCCGACUGACACGACAAAUACGACAAAACCGACCGACACGACAAAUACGACAAAUCCGACCGACACGACAAAUACGACAAAUCCGACCGACACGACAAAUACGACAUAUGCGACAAACAAAUACGACAGAUCCGAAAAAUACGACAGAUGCGACAAAACCGACAAUUCCGACCGACAGGACAGGUACGACAAAUACGACAAAUCCGACCGACACGACAGAUACGACAAAUACGACAGAUUCGACAAAUACGACAAAUACGACAGAUGCGACAAAUACGACUGA
Molecule: messenger RNA, 1446 nt
Organism: Spodoptera littoralis (African cotton leafworm)
Lineage: Eukaryota; Metazoa; Arthropoda; Insecta; Lepidoptera; Noctuidae
Source: the annotation of a GenBank genome assembly